Gongylonema pulchrum is the source of this 321-nucleotide messenger RNA. The record is from the annotation of a GenBank genome assembly. NCBI's taxonomy places the organism in Eukaryota, Metazoa, Nematoda, Chromadorea, Rhabditida, Gongylonematidae.
AUGAAUCCACUGUUGCCUGAAAGCAAUAGUAACCCAGUUUUGCCGUAUUAUCCUGGUUCAGUGCCAUCGCCCUACGGACCUGCUGUUCCGACACUGCCACAGCCGACUGAUCAGCUGCAGGGCCGAACAUUUAUAUGCCACAUGAACAUACUGAAUCAAGCAAAUCAAGCCUACACGGACCACAAUCGUUAUGAGUAUCGGGAAGCGUCGCAGAUGAUACUAAGUGCGGUCAGUAAACAGUGUGUCAAAAACGAACUGAAGCAGUCAGUUUUGCAGCAGUAUCUUGAAAAUGUUCAAAUAUUGGAAUUGCGUACCGCGUAA